This is a messenger RNA of Suillus clintonianus, 1671 nucleotides long. RefSeq lists its product as uncharacterized. The transcript is spliced from 4 exons. Gene Ontology annotation, molecular function: mRNA binding. NCBI's taxonomy places the organism in Eukaryota, Fungi, Basidiomycota, Agaricomycetes, Boletales, Suillaceae. Gene Ontology annotation, biological process: intracellular mRNA localization. The coding region runs from base 76 to 1671 and encodes 531 amino acids. The record is from RefSeq and is a predicted model, not a curated record. Gene Ontology annotation, cellular component: ribonucleoprotein complex; endoplasmic reticulum; nuclear outer membrane-endoplasmic reticulum membrane network.
GAAACUUACUACUGUGCAGUUUGCAACAACCUCUAAGCCUGGUCUUUUCGUUCAUACCAUAUCUUCCCUUCUAAAAUGCCCGCCCAAAAAUCCAAAUCUUCGGCUAGCAACGGUGCUGCUAAAAAUCGUAGUGCCAAAGUGACGCCUGAGAGCACGGUUCCUUCAUCUCCUGCUCCUUCCAAAACCGACCUCAGCGCUCCUACAGUCACAGGCUCCGGAAGGCCAGACAAGGCUGCAUAUGAUGCAGAGCAAGAGAGAAUCAGGACUGAAAUUGACGGUUUGCAGACUAAACUUGCUACCGUCCGCGAAAAAAUAUCCUCGGCAACCCAGUCUGGUACUGGAAAUGACAAACGGGCAGCUCUAAAGGCUGAACUGGAUAGCAUACGCGGUCAACAGUCGUCCAAUAAGUUAAACCGAGGCAAGAUACAUGAGCAGCUCAAAACAGUUUCAGAGGGCGUUCAGAAAAAGAUAAAGGACCUGCAGGCUGCUCGUGGAAAGACACCUUACAAAACCGCAGCAGAGGUCGAUGCUCAUAUUAGCACCUUGGAGAAGCAAGUGGAGUCUGGUAGCAUGAAAGUUGUCGAUGAAAAGCGUGCCCUUCAGGAGAUAAGCCAAGCUCGACGGUCGCGUAGAAUAGUCGAGAAGUUCCAGACGGACCAGGAGUCCAUUGAAGCCGACCGUCAAGAAGCCGACCGACUGAAGAAGCUACUUGAUGACCCGGAGUCCAAGGAAAUCUCUGAACGUUAUGACACCAUCAAAGCUGAACUGGACGAGCUUAAAAAGGAAUCCGACGAUGCGUAUGCAGGUCGAGCCAAGCUUUUUGAACAGCGAGACGGUAUUCAGGCACAAAUAAACGCUCUCUUCAAUGAGAAGCGUGAGGCAUCACAUCUCUUCCGGGAGGCAAAUGACCGGUAUUGGACCAAGAUGAAUGAGGACCGCGCUCGACGUCUUGAGAGGGCUCGUUCUCAGCGUGAUGCAGAGGAAGCACAGAGGAAGAUGGCAAUCGCAGACGGUCUGCGGGAAGAAGCGUCGAUGCCUGCAUUCCAAACGCAGAUUGAAGACUGCCAGACUCUCAUUGACGCACUCUCUGGGAAAUCCACUGGCAAUGUAGUGUUGUCAUCCUCAUCGCUACCAGCCAGGCCGGAUGUUUCUGGCGUUCCGCAGUUGGAGAUUCGACAGGUGGAUGCAGUUGGCGAUGCUAUGGUGGCACGGAAGAAGAAAGGGGAUGAUGAAGAAUCGUAUUUCGUUGGGAAAGCAAAGAAAGGGAAGAAAUCCCCUAAACCCACAUCUCCAGCCGAUACCAGCGCCAUCCAUCUACCUUACGGCCAAUUAUCCGCGCUGCUUUCGCUAUCUAUACCGCCUCCGACAGGCCAGGCUGAGGUUCCUCGUGUUAUCGAGGACCUGAAGACGAAGAAAGCCUGGUUUGAGGCCAACCAAGCCCGUCAAACAGCGGAAAACGUUGCCAAAGCCGAGGCGGAGAUCCGACGUCUGACAAAUGGCGCUAAACCUAAUGGCAAACAGAGCGCUACUCCCGGCGAAGUUUCCCCACCGAAUGGCGGUGGCGAGCCUCCAGAAUCUAUUCCCGUUCCUUCGGGUGACGCAGCUCCACGGAUUGAUAUUCCUGAGAUUGUCGAGAAGCUUGAGGAGGUUCAGGUUGACGCUGAGAACUAG